Messenger RNA from Cyprinus carpio (common carp), 946 nucleotides. It is a transcript of the gene ponzr11, whose product is annotated as plac8 onzin related protein 11. Gene Ontology annotation, cellular component: cornified envelope. Lineage: Eukaryota; Metazoa; Chordata; Actinopteri; Cypriniformes; Cyprinidae. The record is from RefSeq and is a predicted model, not a curated record.
ACAUCUCAGACCUCCCCCUUUGUGAUGUGCUUUGUGUGAAGCUUAUAUGCGUGAAUCGGAAACGUUGCAUACGAGAGUAGCAAAUGCGGUGAGCUGGUGCGUCUCAACUUCCUUUUCAGCUACAAGCCCCAGAUCAAGAGGCUCAGAAAAACACGAGGAAGGAAACCUCCCGAGCCAUAUUGUCUUUUUUGCUGGACUGCUCAUUUUGACUGCCAUGUCAAACCCAGUCAUCACUCAGCCCGGUGCUGGAUCAUAUGGAACAAAUGUGCAGACUGGAGAGUGGAGCACCGGUCUUUGUUCUUGCUGCAGUGACCUACUUGUCUGUGGUCUUGGCUUCAUCUGUCCGAUAGCUCUCAGCUGUUACACAGCAAACAAGUACGGUGAGAACGUAUGUCUAGCAUGUGUACCUGGAGGAAUGGCUGCAAUGAGGACACACAUGCGACUGACCUAUGGAAUACAGGGCACAAUAUGCAAUGAUGCUUUGAUGACCUGUUGCUGUGGAAUAUUUGAAACAUGUCGAAUGGCCAGAGAAAUUCGUAUCAGGAACGGAGAAACCUAGUUGAUGUCUUUUACAAAGAUUCUUUUAUAAUUUUAAAAAGCAUUCAAAUUUAUUGAAAUCAACACGUCAUUUAGUAAUAUUCUCUUGAUUAUUAAAGGCAGGGUAAAUAAAGCCGGGAUACAAUUCAGAAAAAUACAUUCUUUGGAAAUACAAAAGCCUGACCAAAACUGUUUACUUAGUCGACAAACUAAAGAGUGUUACACAAUUGCAGCUUAAAAGUCUUUAAUUUGUGUUAAUUCUUGCAAUAUUCAUUUAUACAUUGUAUGUGCUAACAAUUUUGCUGUAAUGCUCAAAAUGUGUCAAUCUGCAGCAUUAAUAUGUGACUGUACAGGAGCUGUGUGUCAUAUAUAUAACAAUCACCCAAAUACAGUAUAAGUGGGAUAAUGA